This is a messenger RNA of Ixodes scapularis (black-legged tick), 1710 nucleotides long. Its product is annotated as cholinesterase 1. NCBI's taxonomy places the organism in Eukaryota, Metazoa, Arthropoda, Arachnida, Ixodida, Ixodidae. Bases 1 to 1563 code for a protein of 520 amino acids. The record is from RefSeq and is a predicted model, not a curated record. Gene Ontology annotation, molecular function: acetylcholinesterase activity. Gene Ontology annotation, biological process: choline metabolic process; acetylcholine catabolic process. Gene Ontology annotation, cellular component: plasma membrane. The transcript is spliced from 2 exons.
AUGGAAGAUGGACCGGUUGUCCAAACGAAGCAGGGGCAGCUUAAAGGACGGGUACAAACCGUCUCCGGAAAAACGGUUCAAGUUUAUUUUGGGAUUCCAUACGCGGAGCCGCCUAUUGAUCACCUUCGCUUCCGCAGACCACUACCUUCGAAGUCAUGGACCGGUACUUAUGAUGCCACCCAAAAGAGGUUUUCCUGUCCUCAAGAGUUCAACCCAGCGGUGGCCCAAAUUGAAACGGAUCUAUCCGAAGACUGCCUCUACCUGAACGUGUGGACAGCCAGUACUGUGAGACCGACGCGACCGGUCGUAGUAUGGAUUCACGGAGGAGCCUACGCCUUGGGCAGUUCUUACCAGAGCACGCACAACGGUUCUCUGCUGGCGGCAAUGCACGACUUAGUGGUUGUGACCAUCAAUUAUCGCCUCGGUAUGUUCGGUUUUCUCGACGCCGGAGUUCCUGACGCUCCUGGUAACGUAGGGCUCCUGGACCAAAGACUGGCUCUGCAGUGGGUACGAGAAAACAUCCACGCAUUUGGCGGAAACCCGACGAGGGUGACCAUCUUCGGCGAAAGCGCCGGCGCUUACAGCGUGCACGCUCACAUCAUAUCUCCUAUGAGCAGGGGCCUCUUCCACAGAGCGUUCAUGAUGAGCGGUACUUACGAUUCCGUCGGGCUGAUAGACACCUUGCUUGAGAGUGCAGAUCGAGGAAGCCAGGUGGCCGCGAGACUCAAUUGCACGGCACCGUUCCUUGACCUGAUUAGCCACCCGGACAUUGUAUUAGAAUGCUUACGCAGCAAGCCGAUGGAUACACUAUUCGCUGCUGUGAGGAACUUAACUGACCCUAAACUUGCUUCGUUCGUACCGACCUAUCCGAACGAGUUCUUUCCUGUUCGACCAGUUUUGGCACUGAGGCAGGGUCGGUUCGCGGACGUCGACGCCAUGGUUAGUGUCACGCGUUCGGAAGGCACCGUCAUGGUGGUGUCGCAGCCAGACAAACGUUUCUGGGACGAAGAUUUGAGCAAUGUUUCUGUGGAGGAACUAGAACCAGCUCUUCGAGAAAUGGCAAUCACGUGGAUGGGGGACAAGUACAUCGAUCUCGUGGGGUAUUACGCGGCACAGGCGGCACAGGAUAACAAAGAGGAGUUAAGGCGAAUGUACACUGAGUUUUUUGCUGACUCGAUCUUCGUGUGCCCCAUGAAAUAUUUUGCCCAGAAACAUUCGGGAAAGGGCAACUCGGUAUAUUCGUUUGUGUUCGGCCACAUGUCCCCCAAGUCGACCUUGCCGAUGUGGAGUGGCGUCCCCCACCUGGCGGACGUCCCAUAUUAUUUCGGGGUACCCCUUUGGGACUAUGACAGCUACUCAGACGAAGACCGGAACGCCAGUCAAGAAGUUAUGACAGCAUUGUCGUCAUUCGCAAGAUAUGGGUCACCGAUGCUUGACGGCGUCAACUGGACACAAUACACUCCCUGGGAUCCUGCCGUCUUGUGGCUUCAACCCGGGAAUUAUUCUACGCAGUACGACAUCGGCGACAAAAACUGCGACUUCUGGAAACAGUUUAUGGAGUAACGUGAUCCGAAUCGAUCACGUACUCUCCGGAGGGAACAAAUAAGUUCUCCGGGGGACUCUGACUCUCUGACCACGAGAAAAAUUCAAAAAUGACCUUUACCUCUAAAGCCCUCUAAUAAAUGACACGCAUUUUAAAGAAGUAGUCAC